Oldenlandia corymbosa var. corymbosa is the source of this 1770-nucleotide messenger RNA. NCBI's taxonomy places the organism in Eukaryota, Viridiplantae, Streptophyta, Magnoliopsida, Gentianales, Rubiaceae. The record is from the annotation of a GenBank genome assembly.
AUGCGUUUGUUUCCACUGAGCUCGAGUUCAACUCCGUCCAAAGAUCAGAAUGGCGAGAAAAAUCGGGCCUUGCUGUAUCUAAAUGUUUAUGAUUUGACGAAUAUAAACAACUACCUUUAUUGGUUUGGCUUUGGUAUUUUCCAUUCUGGUAUCGAAGUCCAUGGUUCAGAGUAUGGGUAUGGAGCACAUGAGUAUCCAACCAGUGGGGUCUUCGAAGUAGAACCCAGAAGUUGCCCUGGUUUUAUCUUUAGGCGAUCAAUCCUUUUAGGUAGCAUUGACAUGUCUCGUUCAGAAUUCCGGUCAUUCAUUGAGCAUCUUUCUAGCCAGUACCACGGAGACACAUAUCAUUUGAUUGCCAAGAACUGCAAUCAUUUUACCAAUGAAGUUUGCUUGCGCCUCACAGGAAAGCGAAUUCCAGGAUGGGUUAAUCGACUAGCACGUUUAGGUUCUUUCUGUAAUUGUCUGCUGCCAGAAAGUAUUCAACUCACAACAGUCAGACAUCUUCCUGAUCGUCAAGUAUAUUCUGAUGAUGAGAUUUGUUCAUCAGGAUUAUCAGCUUCAGAAGAUGACGAAGAAGAGGACCUUGAUCAUCAUCUCUUGACCAUGGCAAACAGUGACGUUGCAUUUUUAAAGGAAAAACCUGUGAGGCUAACGCAGGAGGGCCAAAACCAAGAUUUUGCCGGAAUUUCUGCAAAAGUUCCUGGAGAAACCAAAAAAAGUUUCAAUCUUUGUAAGGAAAAAAACCGCCAUCAUAUUUCGAGUUACCUUUUUGUUUGCAAUCAUAUGGCGGGUCGUGACCCUUCAGUUCUUUUGUACAUCCUCGUCACUCUUGUCCUGUCUUUCGUCCAGUUAUCUUCGUCUCUGCCAUUUAUUGUACUUCAUGGAAUCGGAGACCAGUGUUCUAAUAAAGGAAUGAAACACUUCACGGAGUUGUUGAGCGAGUGGUCGAAUUCUACCGGAUACUGCAUAGAAAUUGGGGAUGGAUCAUGGGACUCCUGGUUUAUGCCCCUUGAAGAGCAGGCGGAAGCUGUUUGUACGAAGGUGAAGAAAAUGAAAGAUCUCCAACAGGGUUACAGUAUUGUUGGGCUUUCCCAGGGGAACUUAAUAGGUCGAGGUGUGGUCGAAUUUUGUGAAGGAGCACCACCAGUCAAGAACUUUGUCUCACUGGGAGGUCCUCAUGCUGGCAUGGCUUCUGUUCCCCUUUGUGGUGAACAUUUGGCUCCCAGCGGUUACCUUAAACUCCCAAAUAAUAUGGAUGCUUAUCUACAGAAAUGUAGAUUUCUUCCAAAGCUUAACAAUGAAAUCCCCGGAGAGAGGAACUCUACUUACAAAGAGCGGUUCAGUAGCUUGCAGAAUCUUGUACUUAUCAUGUUUGAACAUGACACAGUUUUGGUGCCAAAAGAAACUUCUUGGUUCGGAUAUUAUCCAGAUGGGGCUUUCAAACCAAUUUUGGCAGCAGAUCAGACUGAUCUCUAUAAGGAAGACUGGAUCGGAUUGAAGACCCUGGAUGAGGCAGGGAGGGUAAAAUAUAUUCAGGUGCCAGGAAAUCACCUGGGAAUUUCCAAGGGUGAUAUGAAAACCUAUGUAGUUCCGUACUUGGUGGAUGACACCUCGGAAACAGAUAACUCCAAAACCCCGUCCGGAUCCCGAUCCCAAGAUGGGGAUUCGGCACAAGUCAUCCUUGAUGGUUCAUUAGCUUACACGUUGCCACCAUCAAUCAAGAGAUUCUUCGAUGAAGUAGUUGGGAUCAUACAGGAUGAGCCUACAUAU